Molecule: messenger RNA, 4509 nt
Organism: Hypoxylon trugodes
Lineage: Eukaryota; Fungi; Ascomycota; Sordariomycetes; Xylariales; Hypoxylaceae
Product: FAD dependent oxidoreductase-domain-containing protein
Exons: 7
Coding region: 1-4509 (1502 amino acids)
Biological process (GO): glycerol-3-phosphate metabolic process
Cellular component (GO): glycerol-3-phosphate dehydrogenase (FAD) complex; mitochondrion
Molecular function (GO): glycerol-3-phosphate dehydrogenase (quinone) activity
Source: RefSeq, a predicted model, not a curated record
AUGUCAAUAGAUGAAGACUUACUGUCGCGAUACCAAGGCCAGAUCGUUCUUCGGUCCUUUCGAGCUGGAUUUGUGAUUCUAAGUUAUGUUGUCUCUUGCAUCGGAGCAACUUUAACAUUCGAACUCCUCAACCGACGUACAUCUCGCAAUGGAUUAUUCAAUCAUAUCAUGCUUGUUACUGCUGCGGUAGCGAUGGGCGGUGUUUCGAUUUGGUCUAUGCACUUCGUUGGGAACCACGCAAUUAUCUUGGGUAACGGUGAACCUGAACUCCGCAUCAACUUUUCCAACGGCGCUUCCGCACUUUCUUUCCUCCUACCAGUAAUUGUACUUCUGCUAGCAUUUGUAGCUAUUGGCGCAAACUACACUGUCUCGCGGUGGCGGAUCAUUCUGGGAGGUGUGCUUGCUGGUGCCGGCGUCUGUGGGAUGCACUAUUUGGGAAAUGCUUCCAUUAACAAUUACCACUGCGUAUACGACAACGCGUACGUCAUUGGAGCCGCCUUCAUUGCAGUGUUCGAUAGCAUAUUAGCUCUGUCGCUGUUUUUCGUCUUUAGAGCGUCUUGGACGAAUUCAUGGUGGAAACGAGUACUAUCGGCUUUUCUGCUGGCGGGUGCGGUGUCAGGGAUGCAUUGGGUGGCCGCUAUAGGCACCAACUAUCGCUUGAAACAUCUUAAUGAGAGCAGCCAGAACUCCCAAAUCCAUGCCCUCAUACUUGUUGUCUGCAUAGCGGUACUUGCUGCCUUAUUUAUAGCAGGUUCCAUCAUCUACGCAAUGUGGAUCAUGAGGCAUAACGCGAGGAAAGUCCAGAAAGUCGUUUUAGCUACCGCGGUGUUCGACACGUCGGGGAGGAUCUUGGUAAACCCGGACGGCUUACUGCCGAGUGAGAAGAUUACCGAUGCCUACGUGGAACAGGCUCAAGGGGAUAUAUUCAGUGUCGCCCAUCCUCUUUUCCAUUGGAUGUUUCAAGUUUCUCGGGAUUGGAAUAGCGUGAGCGGCAUGGUUGGUAGAAUGACCAAGCAUUUGGCGCGGUUGCCCAAGGGAAUCCGCGAUAGCAAGGCUCGCCUAGUCGACGACGACGGGCAACCCAUCGAAAAUUACGAAACUAUCUUUCGGGAAUCAUUUUGUGUUGCGGCAGCGAAUUUAGCAGCUAAGUUGAAAGAGCAACUUGUCGACGUUGGUGUUUUAUGGGACGAGAUCUUGACUGCUGGAACCGACGGAGCAUCUCAAAAAUCCGAUCGAAAUAUCGACCAAAUAUUAGAAAAAGGCACUUACGGCAAAUCUGAUGAAGGGGGUAAGACUCGGUUUCUGCGAUCGCAGGAACACGGACGUGGCAUUCUCAUGUUCUUGGUUCGCCGUCUUGAACAUCCUCACGAGGUGAAUCGACUAGAAGCUGCGGGUUUCCGCUUUGCAGAGAUACAUCAGGUAUGCGGGAUUAUUGGAUCUCGUAUGCAAGUGAAGUCUCGGGAUUUCAACGGAAAGUUGGCCAAUAUGGCAACCUUCGCUAGAGGCAAUAUGAUCAUGGAGCCUGGCGUACAUCUCGGUUUCUUUGGCGUUAAGGCACGUGUGGGAAGCUUCGGUUUUGAUAUAAUAACCAAGAGAGGUGCUCGAAACUUGCUCCCUAAUAUGCCAAUACAUCUCGAGCGUCUCGAGCCAUGGCAGAUGGAUGUUAUCCGCAAGUUUGAGAGAACGAAUGUCCCUCUCCUCUUGCAGGGUCUCGGCGCACUAAAGAAGCUCUCCCCUCGGGAGAUGAUAUUUGCCUCUAGGCUAUCUGACGCUCUCAACGGGCUUCGUGCUUGGAUAGAUGAUCCAAUCUUCGAUGAGGCCGUACUAACCUCCAAGGUGGUCCAAGUACCUUGUCGAACCCAGAAAUCUUGCACAAUGAUUGUCUUGUGCAUGAUGAUGCCGAUCCAUACCACUUUCAGCAGUCCCAGAUGCGAAUUUGCGCCAUUGAAUUUCUUCAAGGUUCACCAGAUGUCGUAUAAAAAUUCGUCUCAACUUGCUGCCUUUACGCGCCACGUGCAUCGGGAAUUAUCACCGAUUGCAGCAUAUCAACGGGUCGGUCGGGUUAUCUCUUGGAGUCGCUUGCGCUCAUUAGGCCGAGCCGGACGGCCUAACUCUCAUGUUUAUUCUGUUGUUGAUGGCGAUGAGAUCCAAGCCAAAUCAACCCGGAAAUCGUCCAACCGUAAUUCGGUUUAUUCCGAUUCUACGAAGAAGUUCUGGAACCAAAAUCCCCGCGACAGCAAAAUGUCUCACAAUGACAUGAUGUCUGACGAAGAGGUAACACACGAACCCCUGUCGUUAGGCGGUAUCAUGGUGUCGCAGGAAAUUCAGGUUGACAUACGACAAAUCGACGACGUCGGUGGUGGUUCAUCUGCCUUAUUGAAACCUGCGGCGAAGACAGACCGCGUAACAAUGGUUAAGGCUGGGAUGGGCUUCGACUUCGAGAUGGAGGGUUUACCUGAGACAGAUAUGCUUACCGGGCAACCCUUUGGCUCAGCUAUAGUUGAACACGAGAAGACUAAUAGCGAGGUAAUCACGCGCAUUGCCAUUCCCACUACAAUUGCCGCGGUUGGUGGUGGUGCCAUUCUCUACUCGUACCGUCCCCGAAAUAUCCCCGGUUUCGAAGGCGCCGCCGUUCCUCCUCCUAUCUACGGUGCAGAUGGCACAUUUAAGCUCCCUCGAUUUCCCAAGAAGAGUGGUAAAGAGGAGGAGGAAUAUGAUAUGCUUGUUAUUGGUGGUGGAGCUACUGGUGCCGGUGUUGCUUUAGACGCUGUUACUCGAGGAUUGAAAGUAGCAGUUGUCGAGCGGGAUGAUUUCAGCAGCGGUACCAGUAGUAAGAGCACCAAGCUUGUUCACGGCGGUGUAAGAUAUUUGGAAAAAGCUGUAUGGAAUUUGGACUAUAAUCAAUACCUGUUGGUCAAAGAGGCUCUUAAGGAACGCAAAUACUUCUUGCAAACCGCCCCCCAUCUCAGUUCGUGGUUGCCUAUCAUGUUGCCUCUCGACAAAUGGUGGAAGGCACCGUAUUAUUGGGCAGGUACUAAAUUUUAUGAUUUCCUUGCCGGUAGUGAAGGUAUUGAGAGCUCCUACUUUUUAACUAGGAGCAAAGCACUCGAUGCAUUUCCUAUGCUGAAACAAACGGACCUUGUUGGCGCUCUAGUCUAUUACGAUGGUGCUCAUAACGACUCGAGAAUGAACGUCUCGAUUGCAAUGACUGCAGCAGUAUAUGGAGCCACCGUACUCAACCACGCCGAGGUAACUGGUCUUCUGAAAAAUGACGGUGGCAAGUUAUGUGGUGCUCAAGUGACGGAUUUGAUUACCGAACGCAACGGUAAGAAAUCUGAUCCGAUUACUGUCAAGGCUAAGUGUAUUGUCAACUGUACUGGUCCUUUCACCGACUCGAUACGAAAGCUCGACGACCAGGAGUGCAAGGAGAUCGUUGCGCCAGCUUCUGGUGUCCACGUCAUUUUACCUGGUUACUACAGUCCCUCGAACAUGGGUCUGAUCGACCCUUCAACUUCUGACGGCCGAGUUAUCUUCUUCUUACCUUGGCAAGGCAACACAAUCGCUGGUACAACUGAUGAACCGACAUCUAUCUCCCCGAACCCAUUACCUGAUGAGAAGUCAAUUCAGUGGAUUCUGAACGAAGUCAGUCACUACUUGUCUCCCGAUAUCAGUGUCCGCCGCGGUGAUGUGCUUGCAGCCUGGGCAGGUAUCCGUCCUCUUGUUAAAGAUCCUAAGGCAAAGAACACAGAAUCACUCGUCCGAAACCACCUUGUCGAUAUCUCUAGCUCCGGCCUCGUCACAUGCGCAGGUGGAAAAUGGACAACAUACCGACAAAUGGCAGAGGACUGUGUGGACGCGGCAGUCAAGGAAUUCAACCUCCCCACCAAGCCUUUCAGCAAUGCCCCGCGCGUUAGCGGAACGGAAGCUAUUGAUGAUGGCGCAAUCCUAGAUGGUACCUGCCAAACCCACCAAAUUCGAUUGGUUGGUGCCCACGGCUUUAGCAAAACUCUAUUCAUCAACCUUAUCCAACAUUUCGGAGUUGAGACCGAGGUUGCUAAGCACUUGACUGAGAGCUAUGGCGACAGAGCCUGGACUGUUGCAGCUAUGUGCAAGCCCACGGAUCUGCGAUUCCCCGCCAGAGGAGAGCGCGUCUCUCGUCUAUACCCUUUCGUGGAUGGCGAAAUUCGAUACGCCAUCACCAAUGAAUACGCUCAGACCGCCGUCGACAUCUUAGCGCGAAGAACGCGAUUAGCUUUCCUAAACGCUCAGGCUGCGCUUGAAUGCUUGCCCAAGAUCAUCGACAUCAUGAGCCAAGAAUUGAAGUGGGACCGAGCUAGACAGGAACGGGAAUGGAAAGAGACCGUUGCAUUUUUGCAAUCAAUGGGCUUGCCAGAACCGAUGCUCACCGCAACGAGGGCCCAAAUUGAAAAGGGCAAACUCGACUUCAGCUCUUCCCUUGAGUACAAGAUGUACUCGAGACACGACAAGCCUCCCGUCGCAGAGGAGUAA